AUGGCUGUAACCAGAGGACUGAAUGAUGAUGAAAUACGUUUGUGUGUAAACCUUGAAUCAAGCGAUGAGAAAGAAGUUGCUUUACCGGAGUCAGUCACAGAACUAGCUGAGGAUGAACCGGAUGGUUUGAUACAAGAUUUUCAUGCAGUAGGUUACGCAGGGAAUUCUAUUAGCGAUGAUUAUCUGACCUCACAAGAAAUAUCUCAGAAUUUGAGGAGACAAGGGAAAACUAAGGGUUUUAAGUGCACCAAGAGAACCUUACGGGAAGGAAAAAUAACAGGACAAACAUCACCACCUCCAAAUGUGUCCGUGUCUGAAUACUACGUCAUGGAACUCUCAAAAUCUUUAGUUGGAUCACGCCGCAACAUCACUAUGGACAAGUGGUUCACCAGUAUACCAUUAGCCAAGCACCUAAUAGACAAAGAUUUAACCGUGGUUUGGACAAUCCGUAAAAACAAAGGUGAGAUACCUGAAUCAUUUUUGGAGCAGAGAGACAGAGAGAAAAUAACACGGCUAUUUUUGCACAUGAUGGACCACUCAAAGACAAUAAAUUUUCGACGCAAAUUUUUGAAGGAAUUAGGACUCAAUCUCAUACAAGAGCAUCUGGAACAACGCCUACAAAGCCCUAAUUUGAGGAGGGAUAUAAAACAAAGUAUUGCAGCAACCCUGAAAAAACCCAUUCUAGUCGAUCCUCCUGUACCUGAACGUCACUCACAGGGACGUUGUGGUUUCUGCCCAAGAAAUAAGGAUCGCAAAAGUAAAACUAGCCUGCCAUCUUCAACACCUGACGGCCAUGGACCGAUGGGAGUCGUGAUAUCGAAGUCAAUCAUUCCUGAAAAAUUACGCUCAGCUGGUUUCCAAGCUGUACAAGUACCAGGUGGAACAUUUUAUAUUACCGAUUCCUCUCCAGUAAUCAUUCAGCCAACUCCCAUUUUAGUUAGACCAGCUCCACUUCAUCUGAUCACUCCUGCCCCUAUUACUGUGCAACCCCCACAACAACCAUCUGUAGUGCCCCCAAGUAUAGUUGUAAGGCCUGCACCUUUGCCCCCUAUAACACCUCCUCCUAUCUGCGCACGUCCACCCCGGCCUGGUCGAAUUCAACCGAAACACAUUGUUGUAAGGUUACCAAAACCAGCACCAAUUCAACCACCGCCAAUCACUGUAAUGCAGCCACAGCCGGCUCCAAAAAAUCCACCACCAAUUUUCGUGCGACGACCUACACCACCGACAGUCCAACCGCCAACAAUAUGCAUUCCUACGUCAGCUAUUUUCAAAGGCGAACCAGGCAUAGAGUAUUCAGCACUUAUUUUGGGCAGGACUUUAAGUCAACCGAUACCUGACCCAGAUCCUCAAAUUCCUUGCGGUGAAUAUCCUCCAUGUAAACCCUGUGAGCCAGUACCUCCGUGUUAUCCUUGUGAUCCAUGCUCACCUCCGUGUUCUGAUGAUAAUGAAGCCAUAAAGAUUGGUCCUUGCAAUCUUUCUGAGCCAUCCGUUAAAUAUUUGUAUGGUCAGGCGCCUCAGGGUUCAGUGGUCUUAAAGCCUGGUCAAAUUCGGUUUCGGGCACCUCCCUCAAUAAUUGUCCGACCAAGAGCUAUCCGUCUGCCAACACCACCUGCUAUCUGGGUAAAACCACCACCAGUUCAACCAGCUGCCCCGGCUCCAAUAUACGUGCAACCAGACCCGGUGCAACAGCCUACCCCAGCACCAAUUGAAGUUAGGCCUAAGCCCGUGUACCCACCUCGGCCUGCUCCGAUUGUUGUUAAACCUGCGCCGGUUCAACCACUUAAGCCUGCUCCUAUUAAAGUACAGCCACCUCCAAUACAGCCACCAGCACCGGAAUUACUAGUUGUGACACUUCCCAGGAUUACAGUACCGAGCCCACCCAUCAUCUGCUUCCAACCAAACCCGCCAUCGCGCUUUAGGACUUCCAGGGCGCGGUCAUUUCAUUGUACCAGCCACCAUGUCCAUCCCCACGUAUUCCGUCAUAUGCUUAGAAAACUAAUAAGUUAUCACAUGAUUAAAUUUUAA
This is a messenger RNA of Parnassius apollo (apollo), 2028 nucleotides long. The record is from the annotation of a GenBank genome assembly. Lineage: Eukaryota; Metazoa; Arthropoda; Insecta; Lepidoptera; Papilionidae.